Lagenorhynchus albirostris (white-beaked dolphin) is the source of this 708-nucleotide messenger RNA. Its product is annotated as guanine nucleotide exchange factor subunit RIC1-like. The record is from RefSeq and is a predicted model, not a curated record. The transcript has 2 exons. The annotation marks the transcript as partial. NCBI's taxonomy places the organism in Eukaryota, Metazoa, Chordata, Mammalia, Artiodactyla, Delphinidae.
AUGCCGGCAUCCCUGGGCGUGCUAAGUGUUGGACCCAUCCAUCUACUCAUCCAUUUAUCCGUCCAUCCAUCGAUCCAUCCACCCACCCAUCCAUCCAUUUAUCCAUCUGUCCGUCCUUCCAUCCAUCCAUCCAUUUAUCCAUCCAUCCAUCCAUCCAUCCAUCCACCCAUCCAUCCACCCAUCCAUCCAUCCAUCCAUCCAUCCAUUUAUCCAUCCAUCCACCCAUCCAUCCAUCCAUCCAUUUAUCCACCCACUCACCCAUCCAUUUAUCCAUCUAUCCUUCCUUCCAUCCAUCCAUCCAUUUAUCCAUCCAUCCAUUUAUCCAUCCAUCCAUCAUCCAUCCAUCCAUUUAUCCAUCCAUCCAUUUAUCCAUCCAUCCAUCCAUCCACCCAUCCACCCAUCCAUCCAUCCAUCCAUCCAUCCAUCCAUUUAUCCAUCCAUCCAUCCAUCCAUCCAUCCACCCACCCACCCAUCCAUCCAUUUAUCAUCUAUCCUUCCUUCCAUCCAUCCAUCCAUUUAUCCAUCCAUCCAUCCAUCCAUUUACCCAUCCAUCCAUUUAUCCAUCCAUCCAUCCACCCAUCCAUCCAUUUAUCCAUCCAUCCAUCCAUCCAUCCAUCCAUUUAUCCAUCCAUCCAUCCAUCCAUUUACCCAUCCAUCCAUUUAUCCAUCCACCCACCCACCCAUCCAUCCAUUUACCCAUCUAUCCUU